UCCACGGGUUUUUCGUGUGUGUUUUGUCGACGAAAACUAAAAUUAAAUCGGAUUUUAAGUGAAUUUCGUGCUGCACUAAAGUGGUUAAACGUUAGACGUGUGAAGUUUUAUGUGCACCGUGUGUGUGAGUGGGUGCAAGCGUAAAAAUGGCGAACGUAAGGGACAGCGACACAUCAUUGUGGCUGCAUAAUAAACUGGGCACCUCAAACGAUUCGUGGAUAAACGGCUCAAUAUGCUCGCAAUUGAACAAAGAGGUUUUGCGCAACAUCAAAGAGUGUUUUCCCGAUCUGCAGACACAGGUCAAACUGAAAUUACUGCUUAGUUUUCUGCACAUACCCCGACGUAUGGUCGAAGAGUGGAAAAGCGAAUUGGAGGAAGUCAUCGAGGUGGCUGGUUUGGACUCUGAACUGUGGGUGUCCAUGCUGGCGGAGACAAUGAAAACAUUUCCGGCAACCAGUUCGCUGAAUACAGAAAUCUCCGAUUACGAGGACACACGGCCCAUUUUCACCGAUAUGGUCAACGAUUUGCGCAAAUUGGUCACCAAACACUCGGAUCUGGGCAUGUUGCCUCUCGAGUGUCAGUAUCUAAAUAAAAACGCAUUGAUCUCGGUGGUUGGCCAGCAGCCGGCGGCAGUGAAGCAUUUUACGCUAAAGCGCAAACCGAAGAGCGCCCAGCUGCGCACCGAGCUCCUCCACAAGUCAGCGGAUGCGCAAUCCUCGCUGAAGAAGACAUCGGCGUCAGCAGUACCGUUGCGUUCGCGUGGCAUGCCACGCAAAAUGACGGACACCACGCCGCUUAAGGGCAUCCCCUCCCGUAUGCCCACCACGGGCUUUCGCUCAUCCAAUGUGCCCGGCAAUGCGCAGCGUCCCAAUCUCAGUCGUACGCCCGCGGGCCGCAAGGAUGGCGGCAUCAAGAUACUCGAAUUCACAGAGCAGCCGCUGGGCUAUGCGGCAGCGAAGAAGCGCAAACGCGAACAGCAGCUGGAGGAACAGCAAAAGAAGCAGGAACAAAAGCAACAGGCAGCAGCAGCGGCCGCUGCAGCGGCAGCUGCCUCCACCACCAACAACAGCAGUGGCGACAGUCCGACCGCAGAUGCGGCGGUGGCCAAUGCUGCUGGUGGUGGUGGAGAGAUGCCGACCACGCCCACAUCAUCGGCAAACAAUAGUUUUGAGAUUAAAUUGGAGCCACAGCUGAACCAAAGCAGCGGCAGCUUAGACGAGCAACCCGAUGAUGACUUUAAGACACCCGACGAAUUGGCCAGCAAAUCAUUGCAGCCCGAAACGCCAGAGACGCCGGAAUAUGCCGCAGCCACGCUACAGUUUACCACUGCUACGGCUGCAACGGCUGCUGCCACGCCCACACGUCAGGUGGCCAUCAAGGCGGAGACUAAAGCGAAGUCAACCAAAUCGGUGGCCAAGAUAAAUAACAACAACAAUAAUAACAACACCAAUAACAAUAACAACAACAGUUAUCAUCAGACGCCGAAACGCAUCAAGCAGGAGAUUGAGAUCAAGAGCGAGGAGAUCAUUGUGCCGGCGAACAUAAAGCUGGAGAAGAUCGAACCCACAUCGCAGACGACGCCCAUCCGCAUCGCACAGUCAACAGGAACACAUCAGCAGGCCACAUCCACGCCACAACAGCAACAGCAGCGCAUCAUCAUCCAACAGCAGCCGGCACAGCGUGCACCGCAUUUACUCAUCCGUACUCCACCGCAGCAGCAGAAGCGUCUCGUCAACAACAGCAAUGCAGCGACUAACAAUGCAGUUAUGGCCACAACAUCCACAGCGACGGCAACGGCCACAACAACUGUGGGCAACACUACUAUCAAAAUGGAGAAGCUGGACAUUAAACCCUUGCUGCGUGUAGCAGCUGCUUCCGGCGGCGCAAGCAUCAGCAGUUCCAGCACCAGCAACAACACGACAACCACAACCACCCUAUUGACACCGCAACAGCUGCGAAAUGCGGCCAAUCCGUUGGCCAAUCUGCCCAACAACAUAUCCGUUAAGAUUACGUCGGCCAAGGCAAAGGCGGCGGCGGCAGCAGCAGCGGGUACCAGCUGCAGCAGUCAGGCAGCAGCAGGAGCAGCAGCACAGCAGCAACAACAACAUCAACAACAACAGCAGCAGCAACCCAUAUUGAUAAACAGCUCCACACCAGUCAUACUGGCCUCGUCGCCCAGCACGCAGCGUGCGAGAGCGCUCGUCGCAGCGAGUUGCAGCAGCACGGCCAGCACAACGACGACCACAAUACCGUCGCAAGCAAUUAAAUCGAUGCCGCUUAGUCAGCUGAAGACGGCCACCAACAGUGGUCCGGUCAUCAUCUCGCAGACCAUUAUACAACCAGCGAAGCGAGCCCAACAGCAGCAGCAGCAGUCACAGCCAGGAGCAGCCACAUCCAGCGCGGCGGCAGCAGCAGCCCAGCAGCAGCAACAACAACAGCAGCAACAACAACAACAGCAGCAGCAAUUGCAGCAGCAACAGUUGAUUGCAUCUCCGUCACAGCCACAAACCACGCAGUACAUUCUGGCUGCACCACAGCCGCAACAGCAGCAACAGCAGCAGGCCACGUUGCCAACGCUGACCUCCCUUUCACAAACUCGUCCGGCGUCACAGACAACCACAACGCUUUACCAGGCAGCCGCUGGGGGUGGCGUCAACAGCGUUCAGACGCCCACCAAGAUACUGCUAAAGACGACGGGCGCAUCGGGUGUGGUGAUGACGCCGCUGCGCCAACAUCCACAGGCCAACACAGUGGUGUCCACAAAUCCACCGCCAUUGGUGGCAACAACAGCAGCUGUGGCUGCUGCCGGCCAUCAGACGCUCAACAUACAAAAUGUGCAGUUGCCCAAUCGACCGGUGACCAUUCAGCCCGCCUCACAGGCGGCCCAGCAGCAGCAUAUGCAGGCACAGUUGCAGCAACAGCAUCCGCAGCACACGAUCGUCGCGAAUACGACGGCAACACAGCAGCCAAAGUUGUCGCAGGUGUUGAUGCAACCGGGUGGCACCAUAGCGGGCGGCACAUUGAAUGUGUCGCCGUCGACGGGCAAAAACAAGACCAUCAUACUCACCCAGAAGGGCGUCAUAUUGCGUAACAUUGGCGGCGAGAUGUACCAGAUACCCAUCAGCAAUGUGGGUGGCUUACCGGCGCUUACCACAGGUGCCACGCUCAUGACCACAACGGCGGCCGGUCCGCCCAGCCUGGUCAAGACGACGCCGGCGACGAGUAUUCAACCCCACACCAUACAGCUGCAACAGCCACAGCAACAGCAGCAUCAGCAGGGUGCCCAGGGUGCUGUCAAGCAGAUGAUGCCCACGCUGAUACCAACCAAUCCCAUUGGCGGACAGCAUGUCAUCGUGCAGCAACAGACCCCAACGAGUGUCAUCGGCAAUUCCACACAGCAAACGAUAAUACGGCCCGUGAUAGCGAACGUAACCGGUGGAUUGACCUCGCUGCCGCAGGGCUUGACGCUGAUACAGCGCCCUGGCCAGCAGCCGCAGCUGGUGCAGGUGCAGGCGGCGCCGAACAGCACGCAACGGACGAUCAUAACACAGUCGGCUGCGGCGGCGUCGCAACAGCAGCCGCGCCAGCAGCAGCAGCAACAACAGAUACUGGUGCAGCAUAAGCCGGCUCUGCAACAGCGUUUGGUUACCUCGACAAGCGCCGCCGGCCAGCAGCUGUUGCAAACGAAUAAUGCCGCCGCCAUUUCACGCACCGUCCAGGUGCAGGUCACCCAGCAACAGCAGCAGCAACAGACGAAUGCGCCGGCGGCACAACAGCAGCAGCAGACACAACAGGCGCCACAGCGUCGAGGACUAUCGCUUUCGAACGAGCACGUACACAAGGCCCAUGAGAUGUUCCGCAAAGCGAACCGUGUGUCGCGACCCGACAAGGCGCUCAUACUAGGCUUUAUGGCGGGUCUGCGCGAGAAUCCCCGACCCAAUACAGAAAACGUACUGGUCAUCAAACUGGGCGAAACAGAGGAAAAAGUGCAACAGGAGGAUGGCAAUACGGCGCUGUGCCUGGUGGAGUCGCAUAUCCGCCUGGACUACAACACCGGCGAAUGGAAGACAUUCCAGAACUACAGGCUGAUGGAUCAGAACGCCGCCUCAUAGUCCACAAGGGUCAUACGCAUUGUACGCAAAUAGUUGGGUCCAUGAGCAGCGACCUGCGUUGUGUUCUCUGCGUAUCCCGCAUAUGUGUGGCUUCUGGGCUUAUGGGCUUGUUUGUUCAUUGUCGUCAUCGUCAGCGUCGUUGUCUGGUUCUGCAUGGACUGCAAUUUGCUAUCCGCUAAUUAGGCUACAAAAUCCCGUUACCCCUUACCCCUCCGCCCCACCCACAAUUUCCCGCUUUCAACAUGCAAAUGCUUGAAAUAAAUCAACUAUAAAACAAUUAACAUUAAUUAGUAGCUGUACAGUUUUUAGAAUAUAUAUAUAUGAAUGUAGUAUAUAUGCUAGAGCUUAAAACGUUUAGUAAUCAUGCCACAACACACACACACACAUACACACACAAACACAUUAUUCACACAUACACACGGAAACAUGCAAGCAUGAUUAGAAGCACGCUUGACUGGAGACCCAUAGAUGAUAUUAUGGAGAGGCACCCAGAGAAUGGCAAUUGCAAAUGAUCAUAGAGACAUUCACACAUUCACACACUCAUACACACGUACACACACACACACAUAUAUGUAUGUGCACAUUUAUAUGCAGAUAGAUACAUUUAUAUCUAUGCAUACUUAGCAUUAUGUAAUUAGUUUUCAAGUAAAAAAAUGUAUAAUUAAUUUAGAAGGAAACAUAAUAACACUUAUUUGGAGCCACUAUUAACGCUCACUACUUAUAUUACAAACAAAAAAACAGAAAACAAGCAAA
Molecule: messenger RNA, 4865 nt
Organism: Drosophila grimshawi
Lineage: Eukaryota; Metazoa; Arthropoda; Insecta; Diptera; Drosophilidae
Gene: Nelf-A
Product: negative elongation factor A
Exons: 7
Coding region: 147-4112 (1321 amino acids)
Biological process (GO): negative regulation of transcription elongation by RNA polymerase II
Cellular component (GO): NELF complex
Source: RefSeq, a predicted model, not a curated record